UCUCUCGUUAUCGAAUAUCAAUUCGGAGGCAAAGAACCCUAACCCUAGUUCUCCACGCCGGUGAUGAUCAAUCUUGGUAUGGAGCCACGGCCACCGGCGUCGGAGACGGCGGAGAAGGCACUGUCGUUCCUAUCGCGUGGCUGGCGAGAGGUUCGGGACUCUGCUGGAGCGGACCUUCAGCUUAUGCGUGCGCGCGCUCGAUCAUUCAAGAGCCUUGCUGACAAGGAGCUUGAGAAUUUCCUCAACUCCGCUUCACCCUUCUCUUCCUCCUCGGCUGACGCCUCCCUGCCCGAGCUCAAUUUCGUUAAGCGAAUUCAGCCCAAGAUCUCUGAGUUUCGUCUUGCACAAUCCUCGCCUGAUUUUAGCCGCAAGGUUCUCGAGAAGUGGAGCCCUAGACCGGAGAUCCGUAUUGAUUUGUCUGGGAUUAGGGAUGCAAUCGUUUCGGAGGUGGAUGAGAGUUGGGGCUUGUGGGAUUUUGGGAGGGAUGGGCUGCGUCGCAAGGGUAGGAGAGUGAAGUGGAGGGAGAGGGAGGGGGAGCGUGAAGAAGGGAAGGAAUGGGAGCCGAUUAGGAUCUUGAAGAUGAGGCUGAAGGAGUUUGAGAAGAAGAGCCAAUCGAUUGAGAUUUUCGGAGGGUUUAAGGGCAGUGAUUUCAUUGAGAAAAUGAAAUUGAACCUGAAAUCAAUUUACAAGGAGCCUGAAGAAUCACAGAGUAUACCACCAUUGGAUGUUUCUGAGCUGUUAGCAUAUCUGAUCAGGCAAUCUACUCCCCUUUUUGAUCAACUUGGCUUGAAAAGAGAUGUCUGUGACAAAAUAGUGGAGUCAUUGUGCAGCAGAAGGAAGGAUCAGCUUACGUCUCAUUCUCUUUCUACACGAGACAUGCCUUUGCUGGGAAACGACAACAUCCAUGAUGAACUUGAUUGCAGAAUAGCCAGUGUGCUCCACAGCACAGGGCAUCACUAUGAAGGUAGCUAUUGGACUGAUUUUGUCAAGCGUGAUGCAGACGAUUCAAAGCGUCAUGUUGCAAUAGUCACUACUGCAAGUCUUCCUUGGAUGACUGGAACUGCUGUAAAUCCCCUUUUUAGAGCUGCAUAUCUGGCGAAGUCUGCAAAGCAAAAUGUGACUUUAGUUGUACCUUGGCUCUGCAAGUCAGACCAAGAACUGGUCUAUCCAAACAGCCUUACUUUUAGCUCUCCAGAAGAACAGGAAGCUUACAUCAGGAACUGGGUGGAAGAAAGGGUUGGCUUUAAAGCUGAUUUCAAGAUCUCUUUCUAUCCAGGAAAGUUCGCGAAGGAAAGACGGAGCAUAAUACCUGCUGGGGACACCACUCGAUUCAUUUCUCCCCAUGAAGCUGAUAUUGCAAUCCUGGAAGAGCCAGAACAUCUAAACUGGUAUCAUCAUGGUGUUCGAUGGACUGACAAAUUUAAUCAUGUUAUUGGAGUUGUCCACACAAAUUACUUGGAGUACAUCAAGAGGGAAAGAUUUGGGGCAUUUCAAGCUUUUCUUGUCAAGCACAUUAAUAACUUGGUAACAAGAGCAUACUGCCAUAAGGUACUUCGUCUGUCUUCAGCAACUCAGGAUCUUCCUAAGUCAGUCAUUUGCAAUGUUCAUGGUGUCAACCCCAAAUUCCUAAAAAUUGGAGAGAAUAUUGCAGCUGAGAGAGAGCGUGGACAGCAGGCAUUCUCCAAAGGGGCAUAUUUUUUGGGGAAGAUGGUCUGGGCGAAAGGGUACUCAGAAUUGAUUGAUCUUUUAUCGAAGCACAAGAAUGAUCUUCAAGGCUUCAAAUUGGAUGUUUAUGGUAAUGGUGAAGACUCGCGGGAAAUCCAAUCUACUGCUAGAAAGUUGGAUCUAAAUCUCAACUUUCUUAGAGGGAGGGAUCAUGCAGAUGACUCACUUCAUGGGUACAAAGUUUUUGUAAAUCCAAGCGUUAGUGAUGUCCUUUGCACUGCAACAGCUGAAGCUCUUGCUAUGGGAAAGUUUGUUGUCUGUGCUGACCACCCAUCAAAUGAUUUCUUCAGGGCAUUCCCCAACUGCUUGACUUACAAAACAUCAGAGGAUUUUGUUGCGAGAAUGAAAGAGGCAUUGGCCAAUGAGCCUCAACCUCUCACACCAGAGCAAAGAUAUACUUUAUCAUGGGAAGCUGCAACUCAGAGAUUUCUACAAACUUCUGAGCUCAACGAGGUACUCUUUAAUAACAAUGGUGAAUCCACCGAUCUCAGCAAUGUGAGAAAGAUGAAAAAAUCAGCAUCCACACCUGGAUUGUCAGAUGUCAUAGAUGGCGGGCUGGCUUUUGCUCAUUACUGCUUCACCGGGAAUGAAUUCCUAAGAUUAUGCACAGGAGCAAUUCCAGGAACAAGAGAUUAUAAUCGACAACAUGUCUGGAUUUGCGUCUUUUGCCACCUCAGGUUCAGAAUCCUAUAUAUGGCUGGUAGCAUUCGAGCCUUAUCCACACAGUUAGAUGUUUUUUUUUGUCUUAGAGUCAGGAUGAUGCAUAAAGAUAUCGUCAGCCAGUGCUCGAGAUUCUUUGCUUGUGGUAUAGAAUUCAUUCGAGAUGAAUCCGUCCUUUGCAUUUGCGACAUCAAUACAUCUGCAAAUAUAUUCCUCAAAACAUCAAGAAAAUACUUGGCCUUCUCUACCGGCAAAUUUUGUAUGCAGGGCACUUUUGUUAUCUCACAGCAGUGAAAGGUUUUUACUUCAGAAAUUUCCAACUGUUCUGAAGAAUUUUCUGUAAAGUUGCAUGGUUUUCAAUGGCCUCUUUGAUAGUGAAUUUUAGACAGCAACAUAUCAACCUUUCUAGUCAUAAAAUUGUGCAUAUUGCCUUUACUGAUUUCUAUCACGUUUCAAGAAUGCUUGUAAAAAGUUAAUUGUAUGAAAUUAAACAGUCUUGUACUUCAUGAUGACCAUGUUUUUCAAGUUU
Molecule: messenger RNA, 2914 nt
Organism: Dioscorea cayenensis subsp. rotundata (Guinea yam)
Lineage: Eukaryota; Viridiplantae; Streptophyta; Magnoliopsida; Dioscoreales; Dioscoreaceae
Product: digalactosyldiacylglycerol synthase 1, chloroplastic-like
Biological process (GO): galactolipid biosynthetic process
Cellular component (GO): chloroplast outer membrane
Molecular function (GO): digalactosyldiacylglycerol synthase activity
Source: RefSeq, a predicted model, not a curated record